Molecule: messenger RNA, 2254 nt
Organism: Sabethes cyaneus
Lineage: Eukaryota; Metazoa; Arthropoda; Insecta; Diptera; Culicidae
Gene: Uev1A
Product: ubiquitin-conjugating enzyme E2 variant 1
Exons: 4
Coding region: 548-979 (143 amino acids)
Biological process (GO): DNA damage tolerance; protein K63-linked ubiquitination
Cellular component (GO): nucleus
Source: RefSeq, a predicted model, not a curated record
GUCGUCUUCUUCUGUUCUUUCCGUCACUAACGCUCUGGUCAGCGGAAAAAAGUUUAGUCACGGAAGGAAGAUUAUUGAGGGUGUCCUCGAGGAAAGCAGAAAAUUUCCGAAUAAAAGUGCAAGUGUGGCAAGUUUUCCAAGUGCGAGAAUCCGUUACAAUCGGUCAUUUUCUUUUAGCUUAAGGUAUUUUCAUUGGCAUAUUAGUGGUUUCGUGAAUGCGCAAGUUUUCACUACAGCCGUAAUUUGCUGCCGCGGUGUGAAGGAAAAAAAGCUUACGACAAGAAAACCGACGGUGACGUGAGUUCGGUCGAUCGGACGAAAGCGCAGGACGGCGAAAGCGAGCAAGGUGAAACCAUUCCCAACAAUUGCUCUACCUCCUAUUUGCCAGGGUUUCUUCGGCUCGUCGUAUAGAAAGUUGUGCACAUUCUAAAGCACCGUUUGGUAAUCGGCGAAACAAACGGCAAAUAUAUCUAAUAACAUUCGAUCGUUCCGCUUUCCCAUUACUGCAUUCUUUGGAAGCAGAAAAAACAGCGACAGUCAGCCUGAAAUGGCCUCAACGACGGGUGUCGUGGUACCGCGAAAUUUUCGCCUCCUGGAGGAACUAGAGGCUGGACAGAAAGGUGUUGGCGAUGGCACUAUUUCCUGGGGCUUGGAAAAUGACGACGAUAUGACACUCACUCAUUGGACAGGCAUGAUUAUUGGUCCACCUAGAACACCAUACGAAAAUAGAAUGUACUCGCUGAAAGUUGAGUGUGGCGAGCGCUACCCCGAUGAUCCGCCAACUUUAAAGUUUUUGUCAAAGAUUAACAUAAACUGCAUUAAUAGUCAAAAUGGCGUGGUCGAUCAGCGAUUGGUACCUGUGCUGAACAGAUGGAACCGUGACUACACUAUCAAGACAAUUCUUCAAGAAAUUCGUAGGAUUAUGACGUUAAAGGAGAACUUGAAGUUAACACAGCCACCAGAAGGAAGCUGCUUCUAGUGGUCUCAAUAAAACUACACUGGACAGAAAGAAGGUCGCGAGCUUUGCUCUUAAUGCUCUAUUUUACGUCAUCGUCGUCGUCGUGGUCACUAUCAUGAUUUGUAUGCGUGCGUGAUCGUUCGCUUUCUGCUCUACAGAUACACCUGAAAAAAAAAAACAGACAGAAAUUCUGCGUAGAAAAAAUAUCUACCAGAAUAGUAAAUACGCUAUUAUAAAACAAUAGUCACUAUUAAAACUAUAUCGCUACUCUUGUUGCUAUUAAUUCUGAUGUUUUCCUAUACGUUCAUUUAAUUUAGAAGAUUAAAGCAAAUACAUCCAAAAGAUCAGAGAUAACAAACAACACUACGAGCACUUUUAGAAAGCUAACUCUUUUUCUAUCAAGAACACAAUGCGAAAAGAGAUUGAAUACGAUGGAAGAAAUAUCUGUUUUCAAUUCAGUUAGGACACUUCCGGGAGGGGGAUUUUAAUUAUGGAUUUAAACCAAAUGGGAGAACAACUUGAAAUGAGUAGUCGUCAAAAAGAACGGAAACAAUAAACAUUACUAUUAUUGAGUAUGAUUCAACGGCUUCUAUCAUAUUGGUUUGGCGAGGAAGAAAAUCCAUAGUUCUUACUGGGUACCAAGUUAUAUGUAAAAUAUCACCGGUGUUGAAGUUUUUUUUUCGCUGCAGUUUUUGUCGCGGGUUAGUGCAUAGUUUGCCUACUUUCAGGGAGUUCUUUUGUUAUAUUUUUUGUGUCAUCAUGAUACAAACAGUGAAAUAGGUUACAAGAACUUGGCAGAUAACUCUCAGUACGUAGAUUGUUACAUGCUACAAAAAGCUGCUUUAACUAGAAAAUUUAAGAAUAAACAACAAAUAAUAUUCGAGGAUAGCUACCCGUAUUUAUAUCAUUUAGAAGCAAGGUACACUUGAUUUCCUUGCAGGUGGAAAAUUUGUAGGAAACUGCUGCGUAAAUAUUUGUAAGAGAAAUAAUCUGCAUUCCAUCUCUCUCUCUAUCCUAUUUGAAUAACGAACUUUCCUUUAUUGGUGUAGCGAAGAACUGAAAUGCGGGAAAGUUGAGUAGUAAGCUAAAUAACAUAAACCUAAACGAAUGAAGCACUCAAUGUAAGAAUGAUUUGAAAUGACGUUCGUUGAAGACUAGUUUUCGUCCACGGUUUAUCGGUUUACAACAGUGGUGUAAUGCAAAUAAAAUCGUGGAACAAACAAGAACAGGAAAACAAAUACAUUGAGAGAAAAUAAAAAGCUUUUGUUCUUUCAAAAACUUAAAAUGGCAUAUGAA